Cornus florida is the source of this 3533-nucleotide messenger RNA. RefSeq lists its product as uncharacterized. The transcript has 26 exons. Bases 304 to 3189 code for a protein of 961 amino acids. The record is from RefSeq and is a predicted model, not a curated record. Lineage: Eukaryota; Viridiplantae; Streptophyta; Magnoliopsida; Cornales; Cornaceae. Gene Ontology annotation, molecular function: ATP binding; kinase activity; ATP hydrolysis activity. Gene Ontology annotation, cellular component: cytoplasm.
AUAUAUAAAUCUGUAGAUAAGUGCAAUGAGUUGCUUCCUCAAAUCCCCUUUCUUUUAAAAAGCUCAAAAAAAAAAACAAAAAAAAAAAAAAUUGUAACAGAAGGAACCCAGUUGGAGACUUUUUCUUGGGAAAGAAUUAUAUACACUUUCUUGGGGAAGAACUAUAUAUACAUAUAUAUAUAUAUAUGUAUAUAUAUAUAUAAACCCAGAAAGCAAAGCAAUCUUCUCUCUUCUUUAUUUGAGUUCCGGUAGCAACAAGAAAGAAGAGAAGUGCAGAAGUGUUGUUGGGCUGUGCCGGUGCCCAUGGACGAUGAUGUGAUGCAGCGAGUAUUCCAAGAAGGGGGGAGAGAGUACUACCAACAACCCUCCACUUCUUCGUCUUCUUCUUCCAUUCUCCAAUCCCUCCCUCUCCAUGUGUCCUUUGAUCAUGGGUAUUACUUGCUUGUUAAAUCUAUUCAAGAGCUUAGAGAGAAAAAAGAGGGCCUCGUGACGGUCGGUAUUGGUGGUCCGAGUGGGUCGGGUAAAACAAGCUUAGCAGAGAAGGUGGCAUCUGUGAUUGGUUGUUCUGUUGUGUUGAUGGAGAAUUAUCGUGUUGGAGCUGAUGAAGGGAAUGAUUUGGAUUCAAUAGAUUUCAAUGCUUUAGUCCAAAAUCUUGAGGAUUUGAUAAAUGGUAGAGAUACACUGACCCCAGUCUUCGAUUUUCAAGCAAAAAGACGUGUUGGUUCUAAACCAAUAAAGAGUACUUCAUCCGGAGUGGUAAUAGUUGAUGGUACUUAUGCCCUACAUGCAAGACUGCGCUCUUUGUUAGAUAUUCGAGUGGCAGUGGUUGGUGGUGUUCAUUUUAGUCUUCUUUCCAAAGUGCAAUAUGAUAUUGGCGAAUCUUGUUCAUUGGACUACCUUAUUGACAGCAUUUUCCCUUUGUUUAGAAAGCAUAUUGAAUCAGACCUGCAUCACGCACAGAUCAGAAUUAAUAAUAGCUUCGUUUCAUCAUUUAGAGAGCCAAUAUACAAGCUGAAAUGCAAAAGUGAGCAUUCAUCAAGUGGACAUUCACCUUAUACUUUUCGUGAAAAAGAAGCACAAAGAGAUAAUUUUAUUGAGAUGUACCUGAGGCCUCCAUCUGCUAGUGAAGAAGCACGUAUAAAUGAUUGGAUUAAGGUGCGGCAAUCUGGUAUAAGAUACUAUCUAUCGCUAGGUGACCAAAGGAUUGUUGACAAAAAUUACAUUAUCCGGCCAAAAGCUGAGUUUGAGGUUGGACGGAUGACACUGGGGGGAUUGCUGGCUUUGGGUUACACUGUUGUUGUCAGUUAUAAACGGGCAUCUACAUCAGUCGGCAAUGGCAUUCUAUCAAUAUCAAUGGAAACUAUCGAUUCUCUUAGCGAGACAUACAUGGUGCUGAGGGGUGCAAAUAGGAAAACAGUUGGAGAAGAAGCUUCUAGGAUGGGUAUCAAUGGACCAUGGAUCACUAAAUCAUACCUUGAAAUGAUCCUCGAGAGAAAAGGUGUACCUCGCCUUAAUACGCCACCUUUGUCUAAAACAUCUUUGACUGAUAAUCAAGAAAGGUUGAUUGCUGCACCAAAGCCAGUUCGUAUUACUCCUAACGUUGUUAACCGGCUUGAGGAUUUAUCUCAGCCAUGGACUCGAUCCCCGACAAAAUCCAAAAUGGAACCUGUACUGGCAACUUGGCAUUUCGUCUCAUCGGAUCCCCCACUUGGUGAUGACUCUGUCAUUGAUCCUUCUUCUUUCAGGGCUACCCUGCAGCUUGCUCCAAUGCCUGAUUCAUAUGACCUGGAUAGAGGAUUGCUUCUUUCUGUUCAAGCAAUACAGGCUUUGUUGGAGAAUAAAGGUCUUCCAGUAAUAGUUGGAAUUGGAGGUCCAAGUGGUUCUGGAAAAACUAGUUUGGCUCGAAAAAUGGCAAAUAUUGUUGGUUGUGAAGUUGUUUCCCUUGAAAGCUAUUACAAAUCUGAACAAGUAAAGGACUUUAAAUAUGAUGACUUCAGCUCUAUUGAUCUAUCUUUGCUUUCAAAGAAUAUUGAUGACAUAAGGAAUUGUCGAAGAACAGAAGUUCCUAUAUUUGAUCUGGAGACUGGAGCUCGGAGUGGCUUAAAAAAUCUUGAAGUUUCUGAAGAUUGUGGAGUGGUCAUUUUCGAAGGGGUUUAUGCUUUGCAUCCUGAUAUCAGAAAAUCACUUGAUUUGUGGAUUGCAGUUGUUGGAGGUGUUCAUUCACAUCUGAUUUCUCGAGUUCAAAGGGACAAAAGCAGAGUUGGGUGCUUUAUGUCCCAAAAUGAAAUUAUGAUGACAGUUUUUCCAAUGUUCCAGCAGCACAUUGAACCACAUCUUGUUCAUGCACAUCUCAAAAUUCGAAAUGAUUUUGAUCCUGUGCUAUCCCCCGAAAGUUCUUUGUUUGUGUUGAAAAGCAACAAGCAAGUGGCAUAUCAAGAUAUUCUGAAAAUCCUUGACCCUACAAAGAUCUGCAGUUCUGUUCAGAAUUUCAUUGAUAUAUAUUUUAGGCUUCCUGGAAUUCCUGCUAAUGGCCACUUAGCAGAGAGUGAUUGCAUACGUGUCAGAAUAUGUGAGGGAAGAUUUGCAUUGCUGAUCAGGGAGCCUAUAAGAGAGGGGAAUUUUAUCAUACAACCAAAAGUGGAUUUUGAUAUCAGCAUCAGUACAGUUGCUGGCCUUCUUAACCUUGGGUAUCACGCUGUAGCUUACAUUGAAGCAUCUGCAUACAUUUACCAAGACGGAAAGAUCCUUAUUGAGGUUGAUAAUCUACAAGAUGCUCCAAGUCCUUACAUACAAAUCAAAGGGAUCGAUAAGGAAGCCGUGGCAGCUGCUGGUUCAGCUCUUAAUUUGGAUGGUUCAUAUACAACGAAGAGUUACCUUCAAAUAGUUCUGGAGAGAUUACCCGCACUGGAAAGGAGUUCCAGUGGUAUUAACACUCAGCAAGCAGCAAGGUUGCAGGAACUUGUGGAAUUUAUACAAUCUCAGUGCAAUACCGUGGUGAACAAACAGGGCAGCAGUUCAUCUUCAGAGUCCUCACCAAGUAGGGAAGUUUCUCCAUUAGAUGGCAUAAUUGAAGACAUGCAGUCAAGAAUCAAGAGGCUCGAGCGGUGGCAUACAAUUAAUACAGUACUAUGGACAUUUCUGAUGUCUGCCCUUGUUGGUUAUUCACUCUAUCAGAGGAAGAACCAAUGAUUUGGUCAACUUAACUGAAAUUCUUUCAUCAGAUUAAAAUAUUCUCGUCUCUGCUGCACUUUUACCUAGAGUAACUCUUAAAAUUCUGAGCCCAACAAAAAACUUUCUAGUUCCUAUUACACCUUUUUUGUUUUUUGUUUUUUGUUUUUUGUUUUUUUUGUGUUUUUUUGUUUUCGGAUCAUCAGAUUAAUAGGGAUGAUAAUAUGUCCCUGUAGGCAAUUGAUGUAUAUAAUAGUGAUCUUGAUUUUUAAAAAAGGCCCAUUGUUCACUAGCUCACUCAUGGUCAUGCUGAGUGGUCAUUGAUGGAGGACAGCAUGACAUUAUACAAAAUUGUUUUCUACUUA